AUGGUCGAUUCAACAGGACGAUUUGCUUGCUGUUCAUUACGAACAUCUGGCGUGGUAGUAGCAAUAACUGAAUUGCUAAUAUGCUUAAUAGCCACAUAUGGUCUAAUCCGGAAUCUCCAACUUUUUGGAACCAGCUAUUUACUUUGGUUCAUUAUCGGUAUUACAAGCGUGAUUGUAAUAUUAAUAGUAAUUGCACUACUACUCUAUGCCAUUAAAACUGAGAACGGCCGUCUCUUGAUACCACACCUUUCUGCUCAGAUAUUUCUAAUAUUCUUCCUGAUUAUUGUGGCAUUUGUUGUUACACUGUUGCUAAUUUUUGGUGCAUAUCGUGGCAUUCGAAAUCUUCUUGGUCAUGAAACUUAUCACAUCACCGAUGAUGCAACCAUAACACUUGGUUAUAUGAUCAUUGCAAUAUAUCUUGCAAUGGCAGUGCUGGAAAUGGUAUUCCUUUACAUUAUUUACAGGCUUUACAGGCACUUAAACAGAUACCUCUUGAUUGGAUCAGAUGAUCCAUUCUCCAAGAAAGGUCCUCGUCAUCAUAUUUAUACAGCAACAUGGCAGAUGCCACCGAAAACAGCUGCUGACGGAAGCGGAUCACCAGAUGCUGGUCACUUAUAUCCUUAUAGUCCAUAA
Brugia malayi is the source of this 633-nucleotide messenger RNA. RefSeq lists its product as uncharacterized. Gene Ontology annotation, cellular component: lysosomal membrane. The transcript is spliced from 6 exons. The coding region runs from base 1 to 633 and encodes 210 amino acids. Lineage: Eukaryota; Metazoa; Nematoda; Chromadorea; Rhabditida; Onchocercidae. The record is from RefSeq and is a predicted model, not a curated record.